This is a messenger RNA of Octodon degus (degu), 6255 nucleotides long. It is a transcript of the gene Dennd4a, whose product is annotated as DENN domain containing 4A. The transcript has 31 exons. The record is from RefSeq and is a predicted model, not a curated record. Lineage: Eukaryota; Metazoa; Chordata; Mammalia; Rodentia; Octodontidae. Gene Ontology annotation, biological process: regulation of Rab protein signal transduction. Gene Ontology annotation, molecular function: protein binding. Bases 167 to 5758 code for a protein of 1863 amino acids. Gene Ontology annotation, cellular component: cytoplasmic vesicle.
GGGCGGAGCGCCGGACUGGGGAUGAGCUCAGCGGGCUCUGAGCGCCGCGGCAUUCAGCCCCUCGUGUCCCGCUGCCGAGCGUGAGAGGGGUCUGGCGCCGCUCCUCGAGCCCGACCCGCUGUUCGGGCUGGGGCCGGGGUGGAGAUGUAACCUUAUAUAAUGGAAUAUGAUUGAAGACAAAGGACCUCGUGUUGCUGACUACUUUGUUGUAGCAGGGUUAACUGAUGUUUCAAAGCCUCUUGAAGAAGAAAUUCACUUUAAUGAUGCCUGUCAUAAAGUAGCUAAACCAAAAGAACCUAUCACAGAUGUUUCAGUCAUCAUUAAAUCUCUUGGGGAGGAAGUACCACGGGAUUAUGUGUGCAUUGAUGUUACCCCAACUGGAUUGUCGGCAGAUCUCAAUAAUGGGAGUCUUGUGGGGCCCCAGAUUUACCUUUGUUAUAGAAGAGGAAGAGAUAAGCCUCCACUUACAGACCUAGGGGUUUUAUAUGACUGGAAAGAAAGGUUGAAACAGGGAUGUGAAAUUAUUCAAAAUACUCCUUAUGGGCGCCCUGCAAAUAUUAGUGGCAGUACCUCGUCACAAAGGAUUUAUAUCACUUACCGAAGAGCCUCUGAAAACAUGACUCAGAACACCCUGGCUGUCACAGACAUAUGUAUUAUUAUCCCCAGCAAAGGGGAAAGCCCACCACACACAUUCUGCAAAGUUGACAAGAAUCUCAAUAACAGUAUGUGGGGCUCUGCAGUGUACUUAUGUUAUAAAAAAUCAGUGGCGAAGACGAACACUGUAUCAUACAAAGCUGGUCUAAUUUGUAGAUAUCCUCAAGAGGAUUAUGAAUCAUUCUCACUACCAGAAUCUGUUCCCCUAUUUUGUUUACCAAUGGGUGCAACUAUCGAAUGUUGGCCACCAAAUAGCAAAUACCCGCUGCCUGUAUUUUCUACAUUUGUGUUAACUGGAGCCUCAGCAGAAAAGGUCUAUGGUGCUGCUAUUCAGUUUUUUGAACCAUAUCCUGAAGAAAAUCUCACAGAGAAACAGAGACUUCUAUUAGGCUUGUCAUUGGCAGAUGGAAAGUCUGAUGGUUCCAAAACAAUUCACACUAACAAAUGCAUCUGUCUUCUUUCUCACUGGCCUUUUUUUGAUGCAUUCAGGAAGUUUCUGACUUUUCUGUAUCGCUACUCCAUCUCUGGACCUCAUGUCCUUCCAAUUGAAAAGCAUAUCUCUCAUUUUAUGCAUAAAGUUCCUUUUCCAUCUCCUCAGAGACCACGGAUUUUAGUUCAGUUAUCACCUCACGAUAAUCUGAUUCUCAGUCAGCCUGUUUCUUCACCUCUUCCACUGAGUGGUGGCAAGUUUUCAACACUACUACAGAAUCUAGGUCCUGAAAAUGCUGUGACACUACUGGUAUUUGCAGUAACAGAACAUAAAAUUCUAAUCCAUUCCUUACGGCCUUCCGUGCUUACUAGUGUGACAGAGGCGCUAGUGUCUAUGAUUUUCCCAUUCCACUGGCCAUGCCCGUAUGUUCCUCUCUGCCCACUGGCUUUAGCAGAUGUCUUGAGUGCGCCAUGUCCGUUCAUAGUGGGCAUUGACUCGAGAUACUUUGAUCUCUAUGACCCUCCACCAGAUGUCAGUUGUGUUGACCUAGAUACCAACACCAUUUCUCAAACUGGUGACAAGAAGAAUGUAGCCUGGAAGAUUCUUCCAAAGAAGCCAUGUAAAAAUCUGAUGAACACACUGAAUAAUUUGCACCAGCAACUUGCUAAAUUGCAACAGAGACCAAGAGAUGAUGGACUAAUGGAUUUAACAAUGAAUGACUAUGAUUUUAAUUCCGGAAAGAGGUUGCACAUGAUAGAUUUGGAAAUCCAAGAGGCAUUUUUGUUUUUCAUGGCUUCUAUUCUGAAAGGGUAUAGAUCAUACUUAAGGCCAAUAACACAAGCCCCUUCUGAGACAGCAACAGAUGCAACCUCUCUUUUUGCCCUCCAAGCUUUCUUAAGAAGCCGAGACCGAUCACAUCAAAAGUUUUAUAACAUGAUGACCAAAACACAAAUGUUUAUUCGCUUCAUUGAAGAAUGUUCUUUUGUAAGUGAUAAAGAUGCAAGCCUGGCAUUUUUUGAUGAUUGUGUAGAUAAAGUGGAUAUGGACAAGAGUGGUGAAGUACGACUUAUAGAACUGGAGGAGUCUUUCAAAAGUGAACACACUGUUUUUGUAAUACCACCUGAGAUCCCCCAUCUACCCAAUGGUGAAGAACCCCCUUUACAGUACAGCUAUAAUGGGUUUCCAGUUCUUAGGAACAAUUUAUUUGAGAGACCUGAAGGAUUUUUUCAAACACAGAAGAGUAAAUUGCCUUCAAAACCAAGUAGCCCUAAUAGUCCUUCUCCUAUGUUCAGAAGAACAAAACAGGAAAUUAAAUCAGCCCAUAAAAUUGCCAAGAAGUAUUCUUCUAUCCCUCAGAUGUGGUCUAGGUGCCUACUGCGCCACUGUUAUGGGCUAUGGUUUAUUUGUCUGCCAACUUACGUGAAAGUAUGUCAUUCCAAAGUGAGGGCUCUGAAAACAGCCUAUGAUGUGCUAAAAAAAAUGCAGUCAAAGAAGAUGGAUCCACCUGACGAGGUGUGCUACCGCAUUCUUAUGCAGCUCUGUGGGCAGUAUGAUCAGCCAGUGCUUGCAGUUCGAGUACUUUUUGAAAUGCAGAAAGCUGGUAUUGAUCCCAAUGCAAUUACUUAUGGUUAUUAUAAUAAGGCUGUUUUGGAAAGUACCUGGCCUUCAAGAAGUCGCAGUGGCUAUUUUCUCUGGACAAAAGUAAGAAAUGUUGUUUUAGGAGUAGCACAGUUCAAAAGAGCUUUAAAGAAACAGGCACACUCGUCACAAACAACUCUUUCAGGUGGCCAGUCUGAUCUUGGUUAUAAUUCAUUGUCUAAAGAUGAAGUUAGAAGAGGGGAUGCAUCUACUGAGGAUAUUCAAGAAGAAAAAGAUAAAAAAGAGAGUGAUUCUAGUUCAUUGUCAGAGAAUGAGAGUGCAAAAGGAAGUGCUGACUGCCUUCCUAAGCUAAGUUAUCAAAGUUCUUCCAGUAUAGUCCGGCUCGGAGGCACAAGUAAUCACAGUGGUGACAAAAGAUCAGGAGAUUGCACAGAAAGCAUAUCUGAGCAGCUCUCAGUGUCAACUCUUGGGGAUACAAGCAAAACAGGAAACAUUCAACAUAGAUGUUUCAAGAAAAGACAUAAAAGUGACAAUGAAGCUAAUUUGCAGCAGCAAAUGGCCUGGGGAAAUAGAAACCGGAACUUUAAUGGAGGUGUAUUGAUGGAAUUAAUGCUGAAUAGAAUUAAUCAGGAAGCAAACCCUGGAGAUAUAGUUGAAAAAUUAGGAGCUGAUGCAAAAAUUCUUUCAAAUGUUAUCUCAAAUAGCACAAGGCCAAACAGUCUUGAUAUUGGAAAGCUGCCUUUAAGAUCAAAAAGAAACAGUCUAGAGAAAGAAUCUAGUGAUGAUGACACACCUUUGGAUGGCCCUAGUUGUUUGGCAGAUAAAGUGGAUUCUGCUGUUAUUUUUGACUUAGAAGACUUAGACAGUGAAGCAGAUGGGUCAAAAGUGGGGUAUGUUACUCCACAAAAUCCCAGGAGGAUUCAACGAAUGAGCAGCAGCUUUUCAGUAAAACCUUCUGAAAAAACUGAUGUUGCAACAGGAUUUGACCCCCUUUCCCUUUUGGUUGCUGAGACUCAGCAGCAGCAAAAAGAAGAAGAGGAGGAGGAUGAGGAUGACAGCAAAAGCAUCUCAACGCCAUCUGCUAAGCGUGAUUUAGCUGAAGAAAUUGAAAUGUAUAUGAAUAACAUGAGCAGUCCUUUGACAAGUCGCACACCAAGCAUUGAUUUACAACGGGCAUGUGAUGAUAAAUUGACCAGUAAAAAAAGCCCAACAUUGGUCAAGGCAGGCAGAAGAUCCAGCCUGCCUCCUAAUUCUCCUAGACCCGUGAGACUUAUCAAAUCUAAAAGUUACACAAAAAGCGAGGAGAGAACAAGAGAUAGACUCUGGUCUUCUCCAGCUUUUUCACCCACUUGCCCAUUUAGGGAAGGAUCUCAAGAUACAUUAACCCAUCCAGCACCUUCAUUUAACUUAGAUACAUUGCUAGUACCAAAACUAGAUGUUCUACGGCAUAGUAUGUUUACUGCUGGAAAAGGAGUUGCAGAGAAAGCCAGCAAGUGGUACUCAAGAUUCACCAUGUAUGCCACAUCAUCCAAGGAUCAAAGUUCUGAUCGUACCAGUCUUUCUUCAGUGGGAGCCCAGGAUUCUGAAUCUACCUCUUUGACAGAUGAAGAUGGCUGCCGUGAGUUGGAAGGAGCCCUGUCCUCCCAAGAGAGCAGUGCCACUUCUGGGACCAAGGGGAUCGAGCUCAGCCGGACUAGCCUGGACAGUUCCUCCUCCUUAGAAGGUUCCCUCUCAAAGUUUGCCUUACCUGGGAAAUCAGAAGUGCCAUCUUCUCUGAACACGAGUAAUACAAAUAUCUUCCAGAACUAUGCAAUGGAGGUUCUCAUUUCAAGUUGUUCUCGGUGUAGAACUUGCGAUUGUCUUGUUCAUGAUGAGGAAAUCAUGGCUGGCUGGACAGCAGAUGACUCCAACCUCAACACCACAUGUCCAUUCUGUGGCAAUCUUUUUUUACCUUUUCUGAAUAUUGAAAUAAGAGAUUUAAGACGACCUGGAAGAUACUUUCUGAAGUCAAGCCCAACUACAGAAUAUAUGCCCUUUGCAUCCUUUUCAAGUCAGACAAAGCAGUCUUGCAUUUCAACAUCUGCCUCUGGGCUUGAAGCAUCUGCUCUGUCUGUUCAAGGGAAUUUUGAUCUCAAUAGCAAAUCUAAACUACAAGAAAAUUCUUGUAACCGAAGUAUUCAGAUUCCUGCUAAUAGAUCAAAAACAGCUAUGUCAAAAUGUCCAUUAUUUCCAAUGGCCAGGAGUAUUAGUACUUACGGCCCCUUGGAAAAAGAAGAUACUGGAGGACAGAAGCUCAUUCCUACAGGCAGCCUGCCAGCUAGUUUACAAGGAGCGACUGAUUCUUUGGGAUUAGAAUGGCACCUUCCAAGUCCAGAUCCUGUCACUGUCCCAUAUCUUAGUCCAUUAGUGGUAUGGAAGGAACUUGAGAGCUUAUUGGAAAACGAAGGUGAUCAUGCAAUAAUGGUGGCAGACUUUGUAGAUCAUCAUCCAAUUGUUUUUUGGAACCUGGUGUGGUAUUUCAGACGUCUUGAUUUGCCCAGUAACCUACCUGGAUUGAUUCUUUCUUCUGAGCAUUGUAACAAAUAUUCAAAGAUUCCCCGCCACUGUAUGUCUGAAGAUAGCAAAUAUGUUUUAAUACAAAUGUUAUGGGACAACAUGAAAUUACAUCAGGAUCCAGGGCAACCUCUGUACAUCCUCUGGAACGCCCACACUCAAAGGUAUCCAGUGGUACAUUUAUUGCAAAAAAGUGAUAACUCAUUUAACCCGGAACUAUUGAAAAGUAUGGUAAAAAGCAUUAAAAUGAAUGAUGUCUAUGGCCCAAUGAGUCAGAUUUUAGAGACACUGAGUAAGUGUCCACAUUUUAAAAGACAGAGGAGUUUAUACAGAGAAAUCCUGUUUCUCUCACUUGUGGCACUGGGAAGAGAAAAUAUUGAUAUAGAUGCAUUUGACAAGGAAUACAAGAUGGCGUACGAUCGUCUCACACCUACUCAAGUCAAGAGUACACACAACUGUGACAGGCCACCGAGCACAGGGGUGAUGGAAUGUCGAAAAACCUUUGGAGAACCUUAUCUUUGAGAUGUGUAUGUGUAUACAUUCAAUAUAUAUUGUAUAGUCACUGUACAAAAUAACACUUUUAGAUGCUAAACAUUUUUCUUCAAUUUUUGAAAACGCAUUUGUAAAUGGUUUGGGAGGUUCAGAUAGCUUCUGUACAGAAUGUUCUCAGAAGAGAAUAGUGACACAUAGGGAAAGAGCCACUUUUAUCCUAUUUCUUUUUUUUUUUUUUCCUUUGACUCCCCUCUACUAAGUAAUUAAGUAUUUUUGUGAUGAGGAAAUCCUAAGCAAAAUUGUUUGCCAUAAAAUAAGACAACUGUUUUACGGCUUCUCCUGGAAGAAGCGUAAAAACCAUACAUGGAAACAAAACAGCAGUGUAAGAUCAGAGUAUCUCCUGUUUUCAUAGACUAUUCAGAUGUUUUGACCAUGAAAUUGUAUUAUACAUAUUUUAAAUUGUUUAUAGUAAGUUGAUAUUUUUUUAAUUUUUAAAUUUAAUAUAGCAAACUUAAAAUGAAUUUAAA